GAUACUAGAUCUAGAUCUAGAUCUAAAAUCUAGACCUACAUCACAGUCGAUGUCCGGGGGGAGGGGGGUGAGAAUAGCGGUUCAUGGGUUAUUCUCACCAGAGAAUAGGUGGACGAAAGAAAAAACGCAGUUCGGGGAGAUUUGACCAUAGUCGCCGGCCUACUCUUCACCUUGCCAUGCCGAGCGUGGCGCCGCGAAAAAAGAGGAGAGUCCAUAGCCUAAUUAGCGAAUAAACAUUGUAUUAUAUUAGCCUAUUUGGCAAGGAUCUUUGGUUGAUGCGUCUCUGGUUGUUGUUAUUACCAGAGACUGUUAUUACUUCGAAGUUCGAAGGGAAACUACUCUUAAAAAUUGCCACGUUCUCGUUGCUCUUCGCGAGGCGAGAAUGCGAGAUGAGAGAUGUCAACAAACUUAUCAUCGGUUCAUCUUACCGUGAUAUACCGGUUUUCUUUCUCAGCAGUGCAGUGCUUUAGAAUGAAUGCAGUAUUGUUUUGUUGGAGUAGUUUGCACGUUUGAGCUUGCCUUCGGACCAGACUGGUCUAUGGUUUUGUGGUACUGAGUUACUGCUGGAGGUGAUGGAUGUGGGGAAAGCGUUGCUCGUCAUAUGGAGCCCUUUGACCUAACCUUUCACCAGGUGACCUCUGAUGAUGACCUCAAAGACCCUUCCAAAUUUGACUCCUUUAGCAAUGUUAUCAAUUAUGAUACUAGCUUCGACAGUUCAGGCGUUUCUCUCCCUCUGAGUUGCUACAAUACAGACACAGCCCAGUACACCUGGAAAGAUUAUACAUACUCAGCAGCAAGUGGCAUUCAGACAACCAGUGGUGGUGUACCGACUGGCAACAGCUUUCAACACCAGUCUGUGUGGUGUGAUACAUCUCAAGGCAGUCCACCACACCGCACUUUCCUCAUACACCCGGAUGGUUUUCUCGGAGAUUCUCUGUCAGCAGAGCGUGAGUCUUCCUCGGUUCCUGUGACCACAGCUCAGCAACAGCUGAAGAUAUUAGCUCAAAUUUCUGCCAAUACAUCAGCAGUUGGGAAGAAAGGCAAGCGGAUUCAGAAAUUUGUGGCCCGUACUGUGACCUCCCCCUCCACUCCCAUCCCUCCACCUCCAAGCACAAUGUCCCAGCAAGCUCGAUCUACACCCAACUCUCAGACCUUGUCCUCUCCGCCAUCUUUGGGGAGCUCACAGAAGGCGGCUGAACCCAGUGCAGAGGACAACAGUUUUGAGACUGUUGCUGAAGCCCUCAAACUGCAAUGGUCUGUCAUAGGCAACAAGUCACUGGCCCCUGCUCCUCCUGAUGUUGUGGCACAGAUUGUGGCUCAGGCAGAGCAGAAGAUCAAAACUGGCGACAGCAGCCCUCUCCCUGGCAACUAUACCCCAACCGCCUCUCCAACGCUCUUCACCUGUGAUAAGCCGACUAUUCUUGCCAGCCCGGAACCCUCCCCUGUACUCCAGCCUGUACCGAUAGCUCUGCAAGAGAUUCACCGUGACGACUGUCAGCGUGAGCUCAUGCGCGUCAUCCCUACAGAGAUUACCACGGAGAAGCCCAGCUCAGGUACUUGGUUCAGUGCUGCGGGAAAAAGCCUGGAGAAAGACACCUCCUCCAAGGGGAGUAUUGAGUCUCCGGUUCACAGGUCAAGGACUACUGGUUCAACCCCAACCACUCCUCUGUCUCCCUUCGCAGAGAAGCAACCUUGGAUAGGGGACAUGUUGUCCUCCCCAAGAGGUGGGCCUAGUCUUGCUGCAGGAGAAGUUUUGUCAGCCACUGCUACUGGUGUCAAAACUGUCGAGAACUGGGAUACAGUCAGUGAGGCAAGCUACUCUAGUGAGAUGGAGAUGGAGAAGUACCUACAGGCCCCUCUGUCAGCUGCCGGUCUCACCAACUACCAGCUCGAGUCAGAGGAAUUUCUUCGCUCGCUCCCGCCUAUCAAACCCAUCAAUCUGGACGCUUAUGCUCCGUUACCACCUCUCUUACCCCCACAACCCAUGAAAACCAAGGAGAAGAAACAAAAAUCUGCUGCAUUGACUACUAGCAAUGUAAGGAAAAAAGUGGUAGAAGGCCAGCAGGCGCAAAAUGGCCUGGCGAAUAAGUUUUCAGCUUUUACCAGUGGUCAGUCUACACCAGGCAACUUCCCACAGCAUCCCAUAACCUCCACCCCUCAGCUGUCCAGCACAGUGUCAACACCCUCUGGUUCCUCUCUCUCUGAUAGGGUUGUACAAAGAGACAGUGAUAUCACCUCCAUACCAAAAGACAGCAGCAGAGACUUGUUUUUCUCUCCACAUUUGUCACCAAUUAGCGAAGACUCUCCCGUGUUUGCAACGCCUGAACAAAGCACACUGUUUCAUUCUGCUUCUGGCAGCACACCUAUGCCAUCCUCCGGGUCUUAUGACAAGAAACAGUUUGAUGAAAUUCUGAGGCAGAAAGCAAAACUGCAGGGCCAGCUGGAGAUUCUCACAGAAGAGUCUCAGAGUAUGUUGCAGGAAAGGGCUGAGCUCCAGGCACAGCUGACGGCCUUGAAGGCAAAACUGUCGACUGCCCAGGGAGCUGAGGCUGGGGCUGGGGGAGACAACAAUCUCAGAAAGGAAGUGGAAAACUUGCGGACAUCUCGGCAGCUGUUGGAGCAGACCAUCCUGGAUGCAAAUCGACUUUUGUCAGAGAAAGCAGAGGAAAUCAGGGCUCUGCAGGAUGAGCUACAGGCAGCUCAAGAUACUGCCAACAAGUUGCAGGUGCGCUCACAAGAGAUGCGUGAUGAUAUGAGAGCUAAGGACAUGAAUGUGCAGGCUCUCAAGAACAAGAUAGCCGAGCUGUACGUGGAGGUACAGACCAGCAUUCAGGCCAAGAUGGAGGCUGAGACGGAGGCUCGGACCUCUCGAAAUGACCUGGUGUCUUUGGUCAAAGCCAAAGAGUGGUACCAGGAGCAACUCCAGCUUGCUCAUGAGGUCCGCAGCAAGUUGCAGAGGGAGCUGACUGUUCUACAGGGACAGUCUGUGUCUCACGGCACCAUUGUGGAGCGUCUCAAAACAGAUUCGGGCCGACUGCGUCAACAGCUGUCAGACAUGCAACAGAGGGCACUGCGUGACAAGGAGGGCUUGGCCCGCCACCUGGAGGCUAUUCAAUCUGACAUGAUGGAGCGUGAGGCGGCCUUUCUGGAGAUACAACGUGAGCGCAAGAUGUAUGAGGAUACUUUCAACACUCAGGUGCUGACAGUGGAGGAGGAAAAGUCCCGCAUGGCCAGCCUGCAGCAAGCCACAAAUGACCUGGAAGCUCAGCUUGACCGGGCCAGUGGGGAGGCAAAGAAACGCCACGAGGAGCUCAUCUCCAUGGAGACGGGCCAGAUGGAGACCAUGAAGAGGCUGGCUGUGGCGGAGGAGUCGCUGGUGGAGAAGGAGAAAUCUCUGCAGGAAAUGGAGCAAAGACUUAUACAGAUGGAGUCCCAGCUUCAGGCGGUCAUGUCAGACCUGACCAAGAAAGACAAUGAGAUCCUGAGCCUGAAGGAAGAAAAAGCCUCCACGGAGAUUGCGCUGCGCUCGGCCCUGCAGGAGAAGGCCUCUGUGGACCGUGCCCUGGAAGUGCUCAAGACUGACAUGGGCAAGGUUGAGAUAAGUUUCAAGCAAAUGAAGCAAGAGCUGGGAGUGAGGGUGACUGAGCUGGAGCAGAUGAGAGUGAGCAAAGAGCAUCUUCAGGAGGAGCUUGACCGUUCUCAGCAUGAGCUGGACAUCAAGUCGCGCAGUGUGGAUGCCAUGACCCGCAGUGCGGAUGGACAAAGUGCCACACAACACCAGUUGGAGGGAGAGAAGGCGAGGCUGGAGGGAGAGAAGAAUGAACUAAGGCUGAGGGUCCAAGUAGUGCAGCAAGAAUUGAAUGAAAAGACUCAAGCCGUUGCCGAGGCUACAUUGACUGUGGAAAAACUGACGGUGAGGGUCUCAGAACUAGAGGCCAUGGUUGCCAAAGCCAAAGACAGCGUUCCUGUAGACAAGAUUAAAAUCUACGAAGGGGAGAUAGAAGACUUGAGGCUAAGGAUCAAAGUGUUAGAGGAGACAGAGAGGGAGGAGGCCAAUAGCCUUGAUUUGGAGCGCGAACAGAUGCACACUGAAAUUGCCAGACUGAAAAGGGAGUUGCUGGACAGACAGAAGGCAUAUGAUGAAAAUGUCGAUGUGCUGGAUAAAAAGUUGAAAGAGUUGACAGUGGACAAACAGCAGCUGGAGACAGAGCUGGGCAUUGCCCGACGCUCUCAGGAGUUGUCACAGCUGGAGGAAAGAGAUAGUUUUGCUGAGGAGAUUCAGAACCUGGCAACGGAAUUGAAGCGAGAGAGAGAUGAGAAAUAUGACCUUGAACAGCAGCUGCUGACGCUGCAGGCCCAGAAGGUGGCAGAAGUCGAGACUUUGCAACAGCGGCUGACGACACAGAUGGCAGAGCUAGACGCUCUGAAUGCUCAACGCAAUCUCUUGGUGGAGGCCAAUGCAGACAAUCAGAGGCUGGAACUAGAGCUGGAGAAGGAGAAGGGGCGUGUCAUGGGGCUGAGCCAGAAGAACGCUAAGCUGAAAGAACACAGCCACCAGGUGGAGUCGGCUCUGGCCCAGAGGGAGUCAGCCCUGGCCGACCUACGUUGUACGGUGGAGGACUCGGGCCGCCACCUGGAGGAGAGAGAUGCCAAGUUUCUGGACAGGAUCUCAGGCCUGGAGACAGCAGUGGAAAAGGAAGUGGAGGUCCAGCGAGAACUCAGGAAGCAAAUGGGUACAAAAAUCAUGGAGAACAAGCGAGUGAAGAAACAAAAUGAGGGGAUUCGAGAGGAACUAGAGCAGCUGAAGAAAGACUUGUCGGCCAGUCAGCAGGCGGCCACCCUGGCUAUGGCCGACUUAGAAACGGCCAACCAAAUGUCACAGAUGCACCUGACAGAGGCCAGGGAGAGCUCAGCACAGGCCCGUGCUCUGGAGGGGGAGCUGGAGCGUGUGAAAAGAGACCUCAGUGACAACUUAGCACGGCAACCUGUGCUUUUGGAACAGAUCCAGAACCUGGAGUGGCAGUGCAAUCAAAAGUCCAAGGAAGUGAAGGCAGCUCAGGAACAGAUCCAGAUUGCUGAGAGUCGGGCCCAGGAGGAGGUGGAAGCCAUGAAGAUCUCUCUGCAGACCAAACAGACGGAGGUUGAGAGUUUGCUGGGGGAGCUUAGCAGCCUGCGACAGGAGAAGGCACAGCAGAGGUCACAGGUCAAUGAGCUGAGGGGAGCGCUCAAGGCCUCUGUGCAGCAUCACAAGCUCACCAAACGACUGAACGAGAAUGGCAGCAUUGACAAGAGUGUUCAGGCCAAUAUUGAGCGUAAAGUGGUCAUCCCGCCCUUGCCAUUUGACCUGGCCUCUGUGGAGCAGCUCAUCCAGGACACCAAAGUGACCCCAUUGGACAGCAAACCACUAGAUCAACUAUCAUCUUGCCUGACAUCAUUGCGUGCUGAAAUAAGUGGGCUGCAGAAGCAGAUGGAUAUCCACACAACUGCUGUGCACACUUCAAAUCAGUCAUGGAGAACUGUCCAGAGUGAUGUGGAUGAUCUGAAUGAGGUAAUGCGAACGAUUGCCAACACUAUCAUCGCAGCAAACAGCACCCGCACCAUCACCAUGGCAACAGCUGUAGAUCGGGAACAGGCAGAGAUUCUGCAUGUGUGAAUAAUGUUAGUGGAAGGAAAACCAGAAAGUAAAAUUUGUAUUGGUUCGUUUUUACUUUUGCUAUCAGGCCUGUUCAGCCGAGUAGAAAUUACUAGUUGCUGUCUUUGGACUGAGCUAGAUUUUGGUGUCCAGUGCCUGUAAUGUCAAAGAGGGAUUGACAGACUAUGAAACACCUUUUUCUCAUAGCAGCUCAGUGGUACCGAUCAAUUUAAAUAGUAUGUUGCAAUGUUCUGGAAUUUGUAGAAGUUCUCAAGUAUAACUCAUGACUAAUAUAUAGAUGUGUAGAUUAUGACUCUGGAUCGGUCUAAAAGUAGGCAGUUUAGUGAACGCGCUCGCGGCAGGGCGAAUCGGCCGCGGUACGCCCCGUAGACUUUUGUGACCGGCCGUGAAACCUCGCGCUACGGUGGGUCUAAACAACUCACAGUUUUGUUUCCUUUUUUGCGAAUUGCACUAACACUCCCGAUACAUCUUUUUAAACAGAAAAGAAAUGUUUUCAAAAUGACGGUCUUCGCGUGAAAAUCGGUUCAGUAGAACUGGAAAUAUUUGCGUCUGAAAACAAGGCAGUUUUUACAACGCGAUAAAAUGAAAACUACUGGCUGUAUAUUUAUGAAUCUUUCAAAAGUUAUAGAUUAUCCAUUCUAGUUUCUUUUGAACCCGAGUUGUUUAGGUUGAACUUCGCACAACGCUACGGCACUUCCCGUAAAAAUGCAUACAUAAAGCCGAAACGCCGAAUCGGCUGGUCAGCGCCCCGGGGCCCCCACUCUCUCCUGCACACUGUGAUAACGUAUUGCGCCGGCAUCGCAUUUAUUCGCGCUUUACUUGUUUCUCCAGAUAAUAAUAAUACGUGCGGCUAUGAAAUUAUGAACGGACUGACAAAAGAAUUCACAGUUUUGCUUUUAUUUUACCAUAUUUGGCUCUUGAAUAGUGCAAAUGAUAGCUAAAUCUAGAUUACCUUCUAGAAUUCAGCUGUAGUAGGCUAGAAACAGUCAAAAAGCCAGCAUAUAGAUCUAGCUAUUUAUGCCCUUGGGCUUUGGAAUUGAUAUAAAGCUUGAAUUGCACAGUUCUAAUUGAUGUUAGAUUCAGCAUCUAGCUAUAUAUUCCAGAGUUAAUAAUAAAUCUCAUCAUAACAAUUGCUUUUAUGAGACAACCUUUUUCUUAAAUCAGUUUUGCGCAAACUUACUAGUUAGUAGUAUAGUAGUAGAGAACAGAGUUUAUCUAAGCCUCUCCUCAGUCUUUCACUUUCAGUACCUAAUAAUUUAAUGUUGUUAUUUUCUGGAUAUUUUUACAUUUACAUUAUCAAAUUGUGCCAUUUAAAAAAAUAUAAUUUAUGGCCAAUGAGUCUGACUCAAUAUUUAAAAAAAAUUAUGCUCAUCAAAAAAAAUUGCUAGUUGAUAAUAACUCAAAAUGUAAUGAAUAGUGAAGAAACAUGUGUGAAAAAAUAAUAGAUGAGGUAGACUAUAAAUAUAAUUUGUCCAAAAAAUUGCAAGUGCAACUUGUGUGAAGAUCAUAAAAUGACUUUAUUUUCUUGUCAUCUUUCCGCAGUUUAUUAAAUGUUUCAGUGGGUCUACAACUAGGUCUCCGAAGAGCAUUUUUCUUGAAUUUAUAUAUAGCAAUGCCAAUCGCCCGCUGGGCCUUGUGCCGGAAAUCGGCCUCCGCGCGAGGGGUAUUUUUGGGGCCGCUCGGAAUAAGAAGUGACUCUUCUAAGUUUAGUUACGGGAAAACUCCUCGACGAAAAUAAA
Aplysia californica (California sea hare) is the source of this 7392-nucleotide messenger RNA. RefSeq names its product golgin subfamily A member 3. The transcript has 25 exons. The coding region runs from base 602 to 5653 and encodes 1683 amino acids. Lineage: Eukaryota; Metazoa; Mollusca; Gastropoda; Aplysiida; Aplysiidae. The record is from RefSeq and is a predicted model, not a curated record.